AUGUCCGCGGCCGAACAAGACCCUCUCCUCUCACUUCGGCGCGCCAUCGCCUCCGGCACCCUCCCAAAGCCGACGACCUCAUCAGAGCUCACCGACGAAAAUGCGACAGAAGACCUAGCUCAGGCGACACAUCUCUACUUUGCACAGCCAAUCCCACAGGCAAUCCCACUGGGAACAACGACACGGUUCAUCUCCGAUGCCACGAAAGAGGCUGUCGAUCUGCGCAGUAUCUUCUUUGCGUGGCAGAAGAAGGAUGUCGCUAUUCCCGAGUAUAUUGCCUCAGCGCAGGAGCUGAAUGAAGCCCUCAAGGCAAAGGGUCAAGGAGAGCAGGUUCAGAACCUCGUUUUCCUUGAGCGUCUCGACCUCAUUACCUGGCUUGAAGGUGCCUCGGAUGGAAGUGACCACAUCAAGCCUCUCGAGGGUGCUGCUGCUGCAGCUGAGGCGGCCGCCGCGGCUGCCGGUGCUGCUCAGGCUGAUGCGUCCGCUGGAAUCGCCUCUGGUGCGACAGGUGGCAUUUCACAGGUGGCGAGUGGCCCUGUUGGUGCUGUACCAGGCGGUGCUCCGGGUCGAACGCAGAAGCAAAUCGACCCCCGACUGCAGGAGAUUUACAAUGGAGAGCGAAAGACCGGAGAUCGGAAUACGGUGCUGCGCGGCAUCAAGGCUACGGACUUCUCUCACGUCCGCAAGAGUGCCGAGGUGUUCCUCAGAGGCAACCGCCCCGGCCAAGCAGGCGCCAAACCAGGCAUCAAGAGCUCAUCAAUGGUUCCCGCCCCAUCCGCCGGUCUCUCAAUGCCAUCAUCUCGCAAGUCCAACUCACGCCCGGACCCAAUUAUCCUCCUCUCCCCCUCCGCCUCAUCCCUCAUCCGCAUGUCAAACAUCAAAUCCUUCCUCCAAGAUGGCGUCUUCGUCCCGCCCGACCACCCAACUCUCAGCACAUCCACUGAAGCCAAUUUCAUGGAACUCAAGCGCCCACUACGCAUCAAAGCCGACCCAUCCAACCCCAACGCUUCAGCAAUCGGCUCCGGCUCCGGCAGCCGUGGCCUCAAGCCAACCAAGUUCAUUCUCGUCGACGGAACAACCAACUUCAAGCCCGAGUACUGGUCCCGACUCGUUGCCGUCUUCACCACCGGCCAGACAUGGCAGUUCAAGUCAUAUAAAUGGUCUUCUCCGCCUGAGCUAUUCAAGCAUGCAACCGGUAUCUACGUUGGCUGGCGCGGCGAGGAAGUUCCAUCGCAGGUCAAGGGAUGGGGUCGUGGCGUGGAGAGUUUCGCCGUUGAGCGCUGGGAUGAGAAGGGUGGAAUCCACGGCGGAGGAAGGUGGAGGGAUCGGGAGAUUGUGGAGGGUAUUUGGACUGCGAUCGAGGAAGGCAUGAGGCUGAGGGGUUGGGGAUCUAAGUAG
Penicillium atrosanguineum is the source of this 1398-nucleotide messenger RNA. Its product is annotated as CDC73 C-terminal domain-containing protein. The coding region runs from base 1 to 1398 and encodes 465 amino acids. The transcript has 2 exons. Gene Ontology annotation, molecular function: RNA polymerase II complex binding. The record is from RefSeq and is a predicted model, not a curated record. Gene Ontology annotation, biological process: positive regulation of transcription elongation by RNA polymerase II; transcription elongation by RNA polymerase II. NCBI's taxonomy places the organism in Eukaryota, Fungi, Ascomycota, Eurotiomycetes, Eurotiales, Aspergillaceae. Gene Ontology annotation, cellular component: Cdc73/Paf1 complex.